CACAAACAAGUAGAACACGGCUUGUUAAGAAAGAGGUCAGCCAACUUUUUAUCAGACUUCCAACACACCGCAAUCUCCUCUGAUUCCCAUCUUGGGGGUCUCUUCGAAGGGACUCUUCCUUCUUCUUUAUUCUGCUACUCAAUUCCAUAUGUAUAUCUGUACCAGAUUUCUGUUCGAAUCGUGCAAGAUUUCAACAUCUCCCACCUGUUCGAUCUUUUGUCUCAAUGAUUUUAAAGUGUAGAUUUUUGUGAUACGUGUAUCCAUUUUGGAUGCGAUAGAAUUUCUUGUGUUGAUCUUGAAUUGACUAUUUGAUUUUGUAGUUCUUUGCCUCAUUCAAAUGUCCCUGAUGCGCUUAUUCAAGAGUAUCCUGCUACUAUGAAGAGUUCCAAAUUCAAUCACCACUCGAUUUCAGCCCUUCCAGAACAAAACCAUGUAAAUGGAUACAAAAUUGAUCAUGGCCAUGUGUUUAACGAUCCUUCCGUUAUUUCAAACGGAGCAAACCCAGUUGAUGAAACUCCCUCGGAUGGAAAUAUUUCUGAGGAUCCAGACUAUUCCGAUGCAGUUCUCAAGUACAUAAACGAAAUGCUUAUGGAAGAGGACGACUUGGAACAUACACCUUCCAUGUUCCAUGACUCCUUGGCCCUCUUAGCGGCUGAGAAAUCCUUCUAUGAUAUCCUUGGCGAGAAGUACCCACCUUCACCCAAUCAACACCCUACAUGUGCUCUCAAUCAGUAUUCUGAUGGCCCAAAUGCUGAUUUUACUGGGGCAUGCACCAGUCAAAGUAGUAACAGUUCUAGUGAUGUAAAUAACUUUGUUGAGUCCACUUGGAUACGUGAUCCAGUUUCAGAGGAGGCCGAGGAGAGUGGCAGGGACCAUUCACCCAGUGGAUCAAUGCGAAAGAAAAACCAUUAUAGAGAAAAUAGUGAUUAUACAGAAGAACAAAGGAGUAACAAACAUUUGGCGAGUUAUGUUGAGGAAUCUGAGCAAUCAGAGAUGUAUGAUAAGGUGUUGCUCUGUGAGCCUUUGUUUCACGGCUUGCACAUAGAGUCCAAUGUGUGUGAUACUGAUGAAGUCUCACAAUAUAGAACAAGGAAAAAAUUGCAGCAGAGUAAUGGAUCAAAUCGGGGGAGACUGCAUGGUAAGGAAGAAAGCAUCGGAAGGGAAGUGGUGGAUUUGAGAAGUCUCCUAACUCAAUGUGCACAAGCUGUGGCAAGCUAUGACAUUAAGACUGCUAAUGAGCUGCUGAAGCGGAUUAGGCAACAUUCUUCUCCUUACGGUGAUGGUACAGAAAGGUCGGCCCAUUACUUUGCUAAUGCUCUCGAGGCACGCUUGACUGGUACUGGAAGCACACUGUAUACAGCGUUCACAUCCAGCAGCAUAUCAUCUGCUGAUAUCUUAAAAGCUUAUUAUGUGUAUAUUUCAGCGUGCCCAUUCGCUAAUAUGUCAAGUAUCUUUAUAAACAAAUCUAUUUUGAAACUAGCCGAUGGAGCAACACGGCUUCAUAUAAUUGAUUUUGGCAUUCUAUAUGGCUUCCAGUGGCCCUCCCUUAUCCAGACUCUCUCUAACAGGCCCGGAGGUCCUCCAAAGCUUCGCAUCACAGGAAUAGAUUUUCCCCAAUCAGGUUUCCGACCAGCAGAGAAGGUUGAGGAGACAGGGCGGCGCCUGGCAAAUUACUGUAAGAGAUUCAGUGUCCCAUUUGAGUACAAUGACAUAGCAAUGAAAUGGGAUGCAAUUCAACUGGGGGAUCUCAAGAUUGACAGAGAUGAGUUACUGGUUGUUAAUAGUUUGUACCGGCUGGAGAAUGUGCCUGAUGAGACAGUCACAGAGAACAGUCCAAGGGACGCUGUUCUGAACUUGAUCAAGAAGAUUAAUCCUGAUAUGUUCAUUCAUGGAGUCAUUAAUGGCACCUACAAUACCCCUUUCUUCGGGACACGAUUCCGAGAGACACUCUUCCACUUUGCCGCUUAUUUUGAUAUGUUUGAGGCUACUGUACCACGUGCAGAUCUGGAUAGAAUGCAGUUUGAAAAAGAAGUCCUUGGAAGGGCUGUCGUGAACACCAUAGCUUGUGAGGGUGCAGAGAGGGUUGAAAGGCCAGAGACACACAAACAAUGGCAAGUUAGGAUUGUGAGGGCAAGGUUCAGGCAGCUCCCACUUGACCAAGAGAUCGUGAAUGGGAUCAGGGACAAGGUGAGGAGUCAUUACCACAAGGAUUUCAUUGUGGAUGAAGACGGAAACUGGAUGCUGCAGGGAUGGAGGGGUCGAGUCAUCCACGGUCUUUCCUGUUGGAAGCCUGUCCAGAACUGAUAAUAAUGCAGUGCUUUCUACAGCUUAAAGUUUGGUGAAUCAGGGUGUUCCACUGCUCAAAUAUUAUUGAAACCUAUGCAAGUGUAUUCUUCAUUUGACUUUUGUAAUUCUUUGCUGGUUUGUUGUACUAUUGUAAUUGGAUUAACUUGAUUCUGAUGAUAUAUAUGGAUGUUCUAGCUAGCAUUUUGUCCCUGCGUCACCGGGUAGUUGUUCCAUGUUUAUUUCAAAG
This is a messenger RNA of Ilex paraguariensis (yerba mate), 2533 nucleotides long. The record is from the annotation of a GenBank genome assembly. Lineage: Eukaryota; Viridiplantae; Streptophyta; Magnoliopsida; Aquifoliales; Aquifoliaceae.